Messenger RNA from Bacillus rossius redtenbacheri, 1806 nucleotides. RefSeq lists its product as uncharacterized. The record is from RefSeq and is a predicted model, not a curated record. Bases 100 to 843 code for a protein of 247 amino acids. Lineage: Eukaryota; Metazoa; Arthropoda; Insecta; Phasmatodea; Bacillidae. The transcript is spliced from 4 exons.
CACUUGUAAAGAUAAGGCGGCGGGAGGAAGAGAUAAGACGGGUGGUCGAGAAGCAGUGUUGCCAGAACAGCGGCCGGACCAGCACGACCAAGAGGCUUGAUGGUGGCCAGCAAGACGACCGGGCUGAUGACCCCCUGGUGGCUCGCCCUGCUGUGCGGGGCGGUCGGCGCCAUCGAGUACAUGGACUGCGAUUCCAAGUACAACUUACAGACCGUGGUGAUGAGCGGUUGUUCCACCGCGCCGUGCCAGAUCAAACUCAACACCACCGUCAACGUCACAACCCAGUUCAUCCCGGUGAGCGACGCCUCGAUGCUGAGCAACAACGUGUACUUCUCCCUGAACAACGCCCGCAUCGUGGCCAGCGUGCGACCCGACCCCUGCUCCAGCUUCGUGUGCCCGCUCAGCACCAAGCUGCAGACUGCCUACACCUACUCGUCGGAGGUGUUCGUGCCGGACAGCCUGCCGGCGCUGAGUGGCGAGUUGGCGUGGAGUCUGCAGGACGAGAAGUCAGUGACGGUUAUUUGCUUCCGAGUGGACAUUCAGCUCCUGCCGAACAAGGCCAGCAUCGCGAGUGUUUCAGCUGAAUCGCCACCUCAUCCAGCUGAUGGGAAUCAAUCCCAUCCUGCUGAUGUGAGCUCAAACAAUCCCUCUGGAGGUCAAUACGACCCUUCUGGUGGCCAUUAUAACCCUUCUGCAGGUCACUAUUACCCUCCCGGAGAAACUUCUGGUGGCCAUUAUAACCCUUCUGCGGGUCAAUAUUACCCUCCCGGAGGACCUUCUGGUGGUCACUAUGAUCCUCAUAAUCCUCCCAGACAGCAGUACAACCUUCACGGCACUACAUAAGCCAGUGCUGGACUGCACCCAGUCACACCACUUCAUCUCCUAUUCUAGGCACAUGUACUAAACAAAUGUUACUGUCAGAAUAUAAAAACAUAAAAUAACCAGAUAAUGUAAGCUUGCCUAGUUGUGAGAAAGGAUUACAGCAAAACAGUGAUCAUUAAAUUUUCAUACACAUACUAUUUCUUACUCUUAAAUACGUAGGCAGUUAUUUGUUCCUAGAUUUUUUAAUAGAGCUGCAAUUUAUGCGAGAUGCACAAAUGUAAUAAUUUAGUUAAAAUUUUGUGUAAAGUUCUAUAACUAAAACUAAUAAAGUUAGUUUAGUAUAAAUAUUGAAUAUGUAUGAUUGAUUAUUCCAUAUGUUCAUGUUGUGUGUUUAAUGUAAUGUUUCUAAAUUAUUAUAAUUACAUGUACAAGACUGAACAUUAUUUAUGUUAUUUUCAUAUAAGUGUAAUAAAACAUAUUCUCUGUGAAUAACCAUGGCAGUAAAACUUUUUUGUCAUAAUUCUCACUUUUAUACCAUAUAUAUGCCAUGAAGACAAACUGUAUAAUAGGACAAAGAGAGAGAGAGUGAGUGUGUGUGUGUGUUGUGUGUGUACACACACACAUACAUACAAACAAAUAAAACUACAGGUUGUUGAAAAAUUUGUUUAACAUUUGAGAGGUAAUGAGUAACUGAAAAACAGGUAAUUUUUGUUGACAUUCACCAGGUAAAAAACAUGAUAAAAAAAUUCAAGUAUCUUAAAUUUUUUUGAAAAGUAUAAAACUCUUUAUACUUAGCCUGCAAGGGACAUAACACUUUACAUUCAAACCUCAUCAAAUCAGAAUAUUUCACAGUUUAAUGAAAUUAAUCUAUGGCUGUUUGAAAUAUUUGUGGUUGUACUAUCCACCAGUAGUCUGAAAAGAGUUCUAAUUUUACUUCAACUUUUGAAAAAUAUUAGAGGAAAUAAAGUGAAUUAAAAAAUUCAA